Wasmannia auropunctata (little fire ant) is the source of this 2043-nucleotide messenger RNA. RefSeq names its product WW domain-binding protein 11. Bases 151 to 1863 code for a protein of 570 amino acids. NCBI's taxonomy places the organism in Eukaryota, Metazoa, Arthropoda, Insecta, Hymenoptera, Formicidae. Gene Ontology annotation, cellular component: spliceosomal complex. The transcript is spliced from 7 exons. The record is from RefSeq and is a predicted model, not a curated record. Gene Ontology annotation, biological process: mRNA cis splicing, via spliceosome.
CGGCUACUUCAGAGAGUUCAGAGUGCUGGGUGCUGUGAGUGCUGUGACUCUCGUUGAGUGAGCGUAAAUAAAGUUGCAAUUUUAUAAAAGUUAUAAUUGAACGGUAGUGUUACUCCGACCGUCACGAAAAAUAGAAAAAUUCUGUGAGAAAUGGGGCGCCGUUCGAUCAACACCACGAAGAGUGGGAAAUACAUGAAUCCCACUGAUCAAGCACGAAAGGAAGCGCGCAAGAAAGAAUUAAAAAAGAAUAAGAAGCAACGACAAUUGGUCAGAGCGGCUGUUUUAAAAGGCAAAGAUCCAGCGCAGAUCAUCGAGGAGAUGGAGAAGAUUGAUCAAAUGGAGUAUAAUGUAAUGCAACCGCCACCCUUGAAUGAGAAAGUACUGAAAGACAAACGAAAGAAACUUAAGGAAACUUUAGACCGUGUCUUAAAAAUGUAUGCGAAAGAUGAUCAAGAAAAAUGGGCGGAACUGAAAGAGCAAUUGAUACAGUAUGAGCGUAGAAGGAUAGACUUGGUUUCCUAUUUCGAAGCUGUGCGACAUGCGCAACAAGUGCAAGUUGACGAAAUUCCGUUGCCAUCGGCUGCCAAUGACAUAUCCAGGAUGUAUCCAGGUUCUUUAACAUCACAGAUUCCGUUGCCAGAUAUGCCACAGCCGCCUGCACAUAUGUAUCCACCUCAUCCUCAUUAUAUAUCGCCACAUCAUACUAUAAUGAAUAUUCCUGUACCGCCAAGUAUCUUAAAGAAGACGAGUGCGUAUGCAACUUCGCCGUCUGUACCUACAUUGGCACCCAAUAAGGAGCCGCCUGGUGUACCACCUUUUCCACCUCCGGAACUGUCAAGCGACGACGAAGAUACGGUUGAGAAUGCGAAAGAUCCACCAGCGAAAUCAAGAACGAUACGAUUCGCCGAUGACAAGGAGGACAAUAAGCAGGAGUCGGAGAACAAGGAGAAAGACGGAGAAAAGGAGAAAGAGAAGGACCGGGACAUAGCAAAGGUCAAACCGACCACGUUGCAGCAAAAAAUGUUAGCAAUGGCCGGGCAAGACAUCGAUCAGUUUAUGCGAGAGAUGGAGGUCGUCCAUAAGAAGAGGGAGACCGAGCGUGCUCAAGAUCUGAACGCGCGAUUGUCGCUGCUCGAGACGGAAAACGAAUCCAAUGCUAAAUCUAGCGGUAACAAAUCCGGCAGUAAUAAGUCUAGCAAUAAUAAAGGAGAGGACGAAGAGAUAGAACCGCCUGGGGCGUCGGAGCAUCUCUCUGGCCACGGGCAACACACGUCUCAUCCCCAUACUCAGCACACGCAACAACUUGGCGCGAUGCCACCGAUGGGCAUGCCGCCUCCACCUCUGCUUUACAGGCCACCCCCGCCGCCGUUGCAUCUUAGAAUGCCACCGCCGCCGCCACCUCGUAUCGGACUCCGAUUACCACCUGGACCGCCACCUGGAAUGCCGAGAAUAUUGAGACCCGGACCUCCAAGUAUACCUAGAAUGCCACCGCCGCAAAUGCAGAUGUCGAACAUGUCGAAUAUACCAAAUCCUCAGAUACAACAAACGCAAUCUGGAACAACUGCGCAGCCCAAAACACCGAAUGUUCUUUCCGCUGCGCCGCAAUUGAUCAACAGAAAGGACAAGGAUGGAAAAAGUACCACCACUAUCGAAGCAAAACCACAAAUCAGGAAUCUGGCUGCUGACGUUACUAGAUUUUUACCGACGUCGCUGCGCGUGAAGAGAGACGAUAAAAAGAAAUCUAGCAAUGUCUCCAGGAUUACGGAAAGGCUACCAGAAGCGCAGCCGCUUAGAACAACGCAGCCUAAGACGAAAGAUGACGCAUAUAUGCAAUUUAUGCAAGAAAUGGAAGGAUUACUCUGAAUCUUAAAAAAAAAGUGUAUGCUUUACUUAAUUGGAAUCAAUAUAUGAAUUUUAUACAAUGUACAAUGUACAUGAUAUUUCUGUUAUUUAGUGUCAUUUGGAGAUAAUGUUUCUAUAUCUUUAAGUAUAUAAUGAAAAUAAGACACUCGUGCAGAAAAAAGAUUAAAGAGCUUAGGAAAA